Molecule: messenger RNA, 1197 nt
Organism: Trichobilharzia szidati
Lineage: Eukaryota; Metazoa; Platyhelminthes; Trematoda; Strigeidida; Schistosomatidae
Source: the annotation of a GenBank genome assembly
AUGAUUCUCAAGGAUCAUUUCAAUUCUCCAUCUGAGAAUUCUAGUGCUAAAUCUAUGCAUGAAUUAACAGAAAAUAUAAAAUUGCUAAAAAGUGAUAAAUUAAAACAAUUUGCAGUUGUAGAAGAGAAACGUUCCAAAUUGUAUAAAUCAUUAAUAGCAAAAGUUAAUUCAAAUUGUAUUGAUGAAAAACUUUUUUCUGCUUUACCCUGUGAAGUAUAUCCUCCUCCUCCAAGUUCGGUGAAUAAAACCCCAACUUCUGCUCAUCGAAUAAAUGCACAACAAAAUGUUUCUAUUGGUAGCAAUACAACAGUGACUAAUUCAAGAAAUCAUCGAUCAAAGUUAUCUGCUCGUAGUACAAUAACAACCGAAGGUACAAUAACUGAAAUAACCUCUACAACUAAUAAUACUAAUAAUGAAAGGAAGGAUGAAUUAACUGCAAUGAAUCUUAUCAAUUUAUCAAAUCGUGCUAAAGCUUUAUCCCUAUACAGUUUCCCUUAUAUUAUUAAAAGUGUAGAAUUAAAAGCCAACAAUCUGUAUGAACGUAAAGCUAGACAAAUGAGACAAGCUGUAGGCAGACGUAUGUAUUCAGAUGCUGAACGUAAAAAUGCCUGUCUUCAACGUCAAAUUAAAGAAGAUAUAAUUUUAUCCGAGAAAGUGAAAGCUGAAGCUGAAAAGCACUUUCACAAAUUGAAAUCAAUCAAAAGUCUACAGCUGCCUGAUCAUUCCAGAAGUAAUUGUGUAUCAAAUCUCUCUGAAAAUACAAGCAUUUCAAGUAAAUCGUCUAUCAACUCGCCAGUUGGUAACACUGUCACAGAUAAAUCUGAUCAGUUUUCAACAUACAGCACUACUCUUGUAGAUAAAUUGCAUCCAACUCCCAAUGAAUCAUUGAUGUGUACUGAGAAUACUAAUUCGCAUAAUUCAAUAGAUUGUAGGAAUAAAAAUAUAAAACAACAACUUGAAUCGACUGAUGAUUACGAUGAAGUACUGUUGUCUAUGUGGCGUCGUCUAUUCACUCAGCUGAAUAGGAAAUUACCUAAUCUUUGUCUUUGUAUGCAAUACUGUAAUAAUAAUGCUGGUGUAUACAGUGGUCGAAUACCACCGUGGUUGGAAUGUGCUAGUAAUUGUCGAUUUUACCAAAAACCUGAAGCUUUCUUGAAGUCUUUAACUGACUACAUACAAUCACAAAAUUGGUCGUAA